Messenger RNA from Phycomyces blakesleeanus NRRL 1555(-), 354 nucleotides. RefSeq lists its product as hypothetical. Bases 1 to 354 code for a protein of 117 amino acids. The transcript has 2 exons. The record is from RefSeq and is a predicted model, not a curated record. Lineage: Eukaryota; Fungi; Mucoromycota; Mucoromycetes; Mucorales; Phycomycetaceae.
AUGGAAAAGUUAGAGCAAUUAAGAGAUUUGAGAAAAGGCAUAAAAAAGAUUGUCAAGGGAACCAAGCUGGUAGUUUUAGUGGUUUUUGGUGUUUCUAUAUGGGGAUGUAAAUCAAAACCAAUAUGUAAUCACCUCGGCUCAGACCUCCCUCCCUUUAUCCCUAAAAUGUUUUGCAAGAACAGAAUAGGCACUUUGCGUUCCAAGAAGACAACGCCAGCUAUCAUUCUGGGUCAUAUUCGAGAUAGUGAAAAACCAGUCGUAAGAUCCGGGAACUUGACUAGUGAUCAGUGCAAAUCCUGGAUCUUAGCCCUAUUGAGCAUCUCUGAUAGUGAAUUUGAGAGAGCGUAUGAGUGA